Molecule: messenger RNA, 1927 nt
Organism: Centropristis striata (black sea bass)
Lineage: Eukaryota; Metazoa; Chordata; Actinopteri; Perciformes; Serranidae
Gene: sytl3
Product: synaptotagmin-like 3
Exons: 13
Coding region: 135-1694 (519 amino acids)
Biological process (GO): intracellular protein transport; exocytosis
Cellular component (GO): plasma membrane; exocytic vesicle
Molecular function (GO): small GTPase binding; neurexin family protein binding
Source: RefSeq, a predicted model, not a curated record
CGUCUCCAGAUCGAAACAGCACAUGUGAAGUCAGGCAGGAAGGAAGCUGAGCGGUUGUCUCUCCUCUCUGUUUAUAUAGACCUGCCACUUCCUCAGGCUGACCACUCUGGUGCUGCAGCCUGAAGCUCCAGAGAAUGACAGAGGAGGAGGUGUGUGUGUCCAGUAAGGGGGAGGGUCUAAGAGGAGAGGAGGAGGAGACAGGAACAAAACAGAAGAGAGUGCAGCAGAGACAGACAGAGAGAAGUGGAGCAGCAGAGAGAGUGACACACUGCUCGUUAAACAUGGAUUUAAGUUUGCUUCAAGCUCUGGAGAGAGAAAGAGUCCUUGAGGUUCUACGGAGAGACAAACAGCUGCGUAUCAUCGAGGAGGACAGGAUCAGGAGGAUGAAACAUGAGCUCCAGGAGCUUCGGAGGAGAGGUGCCAAGAGUUUCGCCCGGCAGUACGGCGAGCGGACCUGCGCCCGCUGCCAGAGGCCCCUGGGAAAGUUGUGGAACUCGGGCGCCGUCUGCCACGGCUGCAGCCACCGCAUCUGCAGCAAGUGCCGCGUGGGCGUGGGAGCUGCGGACUGGAAGUGCACGGUGUGCCACGCCUACAGGGAGGUGAAGUUCAGGUCUGGAGAGUGGUUCACGGAGGAGAGGGCAAAGAGAUUUCCAGUCACCACAGACAAAUAUGAGAUGGUUGGGGAGAAGCUAUUAAAUACCUACAAUGUGCUGAGUUAUAUAUCAGUCGUGCCUCCCACCCCUCCACCCCACUUGGAUUAUCCGUUUCUGAGCAGAUCUGGGGAUUUGAAAAACUCAAAACCUUUUACCAAAUCAGUGGAGGAUCUGAUGGUUUCCUUCACCUCUCAUAUCAGAAAGAUUUCCACCUCUCAGAAUGACGUGCGAGGAGACCUGCUGAGUGUCGAAGGCAGACGGAGAGGGUCAGGCUUCAAAUACAGCAGCCAGAAGAGUCUUUCUGACACAGACAUCAACAAAUCCAGCCAUCUCUUCAAAGGCCCGAGUCUCCCAAACCUGUUUAAGAAAAGCAAAGACAGCGACCAGGAGGGCUCGUCCACUGGGCCGGAAGAAGAAACGUCCUUCGGUUCUGAGUACUCAGGAGGAAAGAGAGGCAGCAGCAGCAGCAGCAUCAGCACAGACUGCAGCCUGUUCGAGAGCAUCAGCGUGGCAGGAGAGCUGGAGCUCGCUCUGACCUACAACAGCGACACUUCCUGUCUGGAGGUCACGGUCAGCGCCUGCAGGAACCUCACGUACGGAGACGCCAGGAGGAAGAAGUGUCACCCAUACGUUAAGCUCCACAUGCUGCCGGGGAGGAGCGGCAAAAUGAAGACGGCAGUCAAGAAAAACAAAACGGAUCCGGUUUAUAAUGAGGUUUUAAAGUUUCACAUAGAGCGCCACCUGCUGUUAGGAAAGAGGCUGCAGGCAUCUGUGUGGCAUUCAGGGACCCUAAGGAGGAAGGUGUUCCUCGGCGAGGUCCUGGUCCCACUGGACGGCUGGAGGUUCGAGGACAAACACUCCCAGCGCUUCAACUGGUACCCACUGUGUCCCAAGGCUGAGAGUCCAGAGGGCGGUGCUGUGGAGCAGGACGGAGCAGAACCGCUCAGACUCAAGCUGAACUCCAACAACCAGGGUGAGCUCCUGCAGCUCAGCUCCCUUAAAAGUCUGCAAGAAAACAACACGCGUCGAUACAUAAUUUAAUUUUAAUGUAUUGUUCUGCAUUUUUGCGCAAGAAAACUUCUGUCCGUCUUCUGGUUAUCUUUAAUGUUCACCAGGUCUUGGAAAUGGAUAAUAUUGGAUUUGCUGAUUUGUACAAAAGCACUACAUCAUGUUUAACUUGCUUUUUUUGUUAAUUUAUUAAAAAAAAUUUAAUCUUAUUUUGACCCUUACUUUCUCAAAUGACAUGAAGCUUUAUUUAUAUAUUUUUUGUAUUG